UUUUAUAAAUAAACUAUUUUAUAGGACUAUUAUGGUUUUUAUACAGUUUUAUUAUUUUAUAAAUACAAAACAAGUUCAGUAGGAUUCAAAAGAAAGCAGACAAGAAAGACAUAUGGUUAAAGAUAUUAACUGUUAAUUGAUUUUUACUAAAGCGAUAUAAAAAAUGCUUUAAAACUAUCAAUGUGGGAAACUGAGAAUACACAUAUGCAAAUACGUAUGCAAAUCAUGUACAUUAUUCAAGCAUGAAUUUUACCUUUUUAACAGAGUUUCAUGAUGAUCAAGGUUUCUUUUCUGAUGACAUUGCUACAGCUGUUUCACAUUUUGGUGGAAGCGUCCGAGCAAACUCCAUGCCCUCAAUACUUUACAUAUAUAAUUAAUCCUUCAACAAACGAAGUAAUGGGACAAAUCCAAAUUCCGUCUCCGCCAAGAAAUGUCGAACUCAACUUGAGAAGUUAUCUUGGUCAACUAAAAUUGGCACAAUCGAAAGAAGACUCUGUUCAGACAGUACAACAGGGUAGACCUUUAUUGUACCACAUCCACUUUCCCCUUCGUCGACCGAUUCCGCUACUUACUGACAUAUGGUUCAAUAAUCAAGUAUAUUGCACUGGUCCUCGUGCGGUAGGAUCGGUUGUUACUUCCAUUGUGCUGGAGCAUAUUCUAUAUCCGCUACAAGUAAUACCACUUUCGCAGAACUUUUCUGCUAAUGUUCAUCCGUCGCAGAGUACAGAAACUUAUCAUCCGGGAUUUAAUAUACCGGAAACACAUACGAUGAGACCAUUUUUCACGAUAUGGACCACUCAAUCGAGCCGUCAUCCUACUGGAUCGAAGAAACUCGCCACGCAACGCUCGACAACAACUGAACGUAUCAAUCUUUCUGACGGGAUCGAUAAAAAUAUAUUUUUAACUCCUAAUAUUCCUCAAAUUCGACCUCAAAUCCAAUUUAAACCUCAACCUCAACUCCAAUCUCAACCUCAACCUCAAUUUAAUCAAAAUAAUGGCGAUUGUGGGCGUACUAUUAACAUUAACGAAAUUAAUCCGUUGAUCUCUAAAGGAAGGAAAACAUCGCCCGGACAGUGGCCGUGGUUAGUGGCUCUCUUCGUCGUGAAAAUCGAAUUUGAAUUUCAGUGUGCCGGCUCUCUCGUGACCAACAGACACGUUAUAACAGCGGCACAUUGUUUAAAGGUGGAUAUCUAUACCAACGUGAACAUACCUCCUAGCGCAAUGUUAGCAUCCUUAGGUCGCUACCGACUGCGCAACUGGCGAGAAACGGGAUCUAUAAAUCAGGAAAUCAUAAGUUAUAUGUUUCAUCCUGACUACACGCAUCAGGAUACUGGCGAUUCUGACUUGGCAAUCCUGGUUCUAAAGGACUUUGUCGAGUACAGUCCUAAAAUCAGACCCAUCUGUUUAUGGACCGGUUCAUCUAAUCUUCAGAAUGUGGUUAAUAAAUUUGGAUACGUAGUGGGAUGGGGCAAAGAUGACUUCGGUAAACCUCAUCUCACAGAGCCACGAAUGACAAGAGAACCGAUUGUUAGCCAGGAGGACUGCCUCUGGAGUAACCCAAGUUUUGUUAAUUUUACAUCAAAUCGCACUCUCUGCGCUGGUUUGAGAGACGGCAGCGGUCCAUGUAAUGGUGACAGCGGAAGCGGAUUGGUACUCUAUGAUUCAACCACAGGUCGUUAUCAACUACGCGGUAUUGUUUCACGAUCGUUGUAUGAUCUUAAUAAAAUGACUUGCGAUCUUACACAGUAUGUCAUCUUCGUUGACGCGGCUAAAUAUAUACUCUGGAUUAAUCAACAAACUUUUAUUACGAAGCAAACACUUGAAAAUUGGGGAAAAUCCAUCAUGGACACUCCGGAGCCUAGUGCAGGAAGAACACCCGGAGUAGUGUCGGACUCCCUGGCCCAAAGGACCAGAACCUAA
Messenger RNA from Odontomachus brunneus, 1920 nucleotides. RefSeq names its product serine protease gd-like. The coding region runs from base 271 to 1920 and encodes 549 amino acids. Gene Ontology annotation, biological process: proteolysis. Lineage: Eukaryota; Metazoa; Arthropoda; Insecta; Hymenoptera; Formicidae. Gene Ontology annotation, molecular function: serine-type endopeptidase activity. The transcript is spliced from 7 exons. The record is from RefSeq and is a predicted model, not a curated record.